Messenger RNA from Coffea eugenioides, 1469 nucleotides. Its product is annotated as leucoanthocyanidin dioxygenase. NCBI's taxonomy places the organism in Eukaryota, Viridiplantae, Streptophyta, Magnoliopsida, Gentianales, Rubiaceae. The coding region runs from base 124 to 1257 and encodes 377 amino acids. The record is from RefSeq and is a predicted model, not a curated record. The transcript has 2 exons.
UAUAUAGCCCGUGUCAAGAAUUUUGGGCAGUGUUAAAAUUGGUUGGGCAGGCUAUAGAUAUACUGUUAAAUAGAAAAAGCGAUAUCAAAAGUAGCUAAUCGCGUAGAGUAACAUACAGGAAAAAUGACCACUGCUGCGGUGACUUCAAGAGUUGAGAGGUUGGCCAGCAGUGGGAUUCAAUUAAUACCAAAAGAGUAUGUGAGGCUUCAAGAAGAGCUGACGAACAUGGGUAAUGUCUUUGAGGAAGAGAAAAACAACGAAGGGCCUCAGGUGCCAACCAUUGAUUUGGGGGACAUUGAAGCAGAGGACGAAGUUGUUCGUGAGAGAUGUCGCAACGAGUUGAAGAAGGCUGCCAUGGAGUGGGGAGUAAUGCACCUUGUCAACCAUGGCAUAUCAAAUGAGCUCAUUAAUCGAGUCAAGGUUGCUGGAGAGGCCUUCUUCAAUUUACCCGUUGAGGAAAAGGAGAAGUAUGCCAAUGAUCAGGCAUCAGGCAAUCUGCAAGGAUACGGCAGCAAACUAGCAAACAGUGCCAGUGGUCAGCUUGAAUGGGAGGACUACUUUUUCCAUUGUGCUUUCCCCGAGGACAAGCGGGAUUUGUCGAUUUGGCCCAAGACUCCAGAAGACUAUAUCCCUGCAGCGAGUGAGUAUGCAAAGCAAUUGAGAGGCUUGGCAACCAAGAUAUUAGCUGUGCUGUCUCUUGGCUUGGGAUUAGAAGAAGGCAGGCUAGAAAAGGAAGUUGGUGGUAUCGAAGAGUUAAUUCUGCAAAUGAAGAUUAACUACUACCCCAAAUGCCCUCAACCGGAGCUAGCAUUGGGUGUUGAAGCUCACACUGAUGUCAGUUCUCUGACUUUCAUCCUUCACAAUAUGGUGCCUGGCCUGCAAUUGUUCUAUGAGGACAAGUGGAUUACUGCCAAAUGUGUCCCCAAUUCCAUUAUCAUGCACAUUGGGGACACCAUUGAGAUUCUAAGCAAUGGAAAAUACAAGAGCAUUCUUCAUAGAAGCCUUGUGAACAAAGACAAAGUAAGAAUCUCUUGGGCAGUUUUCUGUGAACCACCAAAGGAGAAGAUCAUCCUCAAACCACUGCCUGAGACAGUUUCAGAGACUGAGCCCCCUCGCUACCUGCCUCGAACGUUUGCGCAGCAUAUUGACCAUAAACUGUUCAGGAAAACCGAGGGAGCUGUUGAAAAAAAUCAAUCCACUGAGGACAAUAAAUCUCCUGAAGACAAUCAACCUCGUGAAGAUGGUAAACGUUCGUGAAUGGAGAUCCCUCCUACUUUUUCUGCUAAUCCAAGUUGUACCAAGCUACUUAAUAACCUUUUCUACUUGUUCUCUUUUGGGAGUCCGGUUUGCAACUGGUUCAAGCGCCAUUUUGCUGUGUUUCAUUAUUCCUUGAAGUUGGUCCUUAUGUCCUCUAAAGUUAUUACGUGCUUUGCUUUGCAUCGAAUAAAAUCAUGUAUUUAUUGAUCAUC